GUCUCAUUUCUCCUUCUGCUCCUCACGUCUUUGCCGCCGCCCACUAGACCUUAUUGUUCUUCUACUCUCUUCUUUCCCUCUCGGACCUUGAUGUUGCUGCCUCUUCCUCUAUCUCCUUCUCGGAUGUGGUUUCUUCUCUCUCCUUCCGUUGCAACAUACUACUCCCGGCCGCCAACAAUCUUUCAAGUUUAGUGCAGCGGCCGCUCAUGAGCCUUGUCUCCAAUCAAACAAAUCUGAGUAUCCAAUAAGACUUGGCCCUUGCUCUUUACCCUCUACCACACUGGGGGAAAAGGAGCAGAAACCGCACCAACUGUGUUCUGACCCAUAUCUCCAUUGUUGAGAUUUUCGUGUAAAUGAAGAAGGGUUCUGUUUCUUUGAACAAUCUGGGUACAUUUCCGAGCCCAGGAGCGCCAAGUUACAGGGACAGCAGUGCGGUGGCGCAGAAGGGGUGGAGCUCAGAGCGAGUGCCGCAUCCGGGAUAUAGCAGGGGAAGUAGCAGGAGACAUAUCAGUGCUUCGUCUCUGACGCCGUUUUAUAGUGGAAGGACGUUGCCUUCUAAAUGGGAAGAUGCGGAGAGGUGGAUUUGUAGUCCGGUUUUGGGUUAUGGGGUUAGCAAGAACGCUCAUUAUCAGCUUCAGAGGCGACCCAAGUCCAAGAGUGGGCCGAUUGUGCCUCCUGGAAUUGCGUUUAAUUCCAAUUGCUCACCGACUUCAAUGCAGGUGGUGCCUGAUGCUGGUGGGGGAAGUGUGAAGAGUUUGGUGGUGGGGUCUCCUUUUUCCACCGGGGUUUUGAUGCCUGAAGGGGUUUCUGUUCUUUAUGGUGUCAGCGGUGGCGGUGGCAAUAAUGGUGGACAAUCUUGUUUUGUGCAGAAUGAGAGUCAUGUAAAUGCGGCGCGAUCGUCCAGUCUACUUGAAUGGUCGGACUUGGUGAGUGAAUCUUCGUUGCUCAGGCCCCGAGAUGAAAACCUUGAGGAAAUAAAGGAUACAGAAACAAUAAUUUCUCAUAUGGUUUCACAAAGGGAUAUGGCAACACAAAUGAGUUCUGAGAGUAGUAGCUGCCACUCAUCUCCCAAAGAGAGGUCUUCAGUUUGCCCCUCUCCUCCCUCUAUCCUUCCAAGUGUGGAGCAGAAUGACCAUCCUUCUAAGUUGGAAGUCAGGGAAGUGCAGGUUGACAAACGGGUCACCAUGACUAACUGGUCCAAAAGACAUGGAUCCAGAAUAAUAAAGAAAGACCUGCCUGAUGUGGAGGACCUCUAUCAUACUGAUGGUGUUGCUUCUGCUUCAUCUUUUGAUAUAUCGGUGGCAGCAACAGGCGUUUCAAAAAUGCAGAGAGAGGAAGCAAAGAUCUCAGCUUGGGAAAAUUUGCAGAGGGCUAAAGCUCAGGCAGCCAUUCAAAAACUCGAGGUGAAACUGGAAAAGAAGAGAUCGGCAUCAAUGGAUAAGAUCCUGAACAAGCUGAGAAUGGCUCAGAUGAAAGCCGAGGAUAUGAGAAGCUCAAUUUCAGUAGAGCAGGAACAACAAAUUUCAAGGAAAGCCCACAAGGUCACAUUCCUUAAUAGGCUUCCCAGCAUCAGUUCCCUGAACUGCUUCACCUGUCCUGCUCACUAGUUUCAUGUAGCCUUCCAUGCACUUAAUCGUUUUCAUCCAGGAAUACCCCAAUCCUGGAUUCAUUCCAAAAUUUUGUCUAUGCAAGCUUCUAAAUAUAAUAUAUCUCAUGUAUGAUAUCUCCUAUGUAUAAUGUUUUUUGAGUCUUGGAUCCACACAGUAGCUGCACCGCUGUUUUGAGGGUUUAUGUAAGUUAAAUUUGCACUAAUCGUCGCGCCACAACCUUUUUUC
Messenger RNA from Rubroshorea leprosula, 1835 nucleotides. Lineage: Eukaryota; Viridiplantae; Streptophyta; Magnoliopsida; Malvales; Dipterocarpaceae. The record is from the annotation of a GenBank genome assembly.